Molecule: messenger RNA, 4148 nt
Organism: Trametes versicolor FP-101664 SS1
Lineage: Eukaryota; Fungi; Basidiomycota; Agaricomycetes; Polyporales; Polyporaceae
Exons: 5
Coding region: 1-3666 (1221 amino acids)
Cellular component (GO): cytoplasm
Molecular function (GO): glycosyltransferase activity
Source: RefSeq, a predicted model, not a curated record
AUGGACGGUCCUUAUGCCUUCGCCACCCUCGUAACUUCAGAUCACUAUCUUCCCGGUGCUCUCGCUGUUGCCGCGGCAAUCAAGGACCUUCACGCGUCUCCCGCCGCCUCUCUAGAGGUUGCUUUCCAAACAGUAUGUUUGGUCACUCCGGAGACCGUCGACGUGUCCUCUAUAAAGCUCCUGCGACGGGCCUUUGAUUUGGUCAUUGGCGUGGAGGUUAUAGAGGAUGAAGGUGGCACAGGGCUACAGCUGCUCGGUCGCCCGGACCUCAGCCAGGUCCUUACCAAGUUGCACGUAUUUCGGUUGACUCAAUUCGCCAAAAUCGUCUUCCUCGACGCGGACGUUCUCCCGAUACGGGCGCUAUCGCAUCUGUUCACUAUCCCCCAUGAAUUCGCAGCUGUACCCGAUGUUGGCUGGCCGGAUAUCUUCAACUCAGGCGUCAUGGUCCUCACGCCUGGGGAGGAUAAGUUCGAGGAACUUAGGGAGCUGCUCAAGACGAAAGGCACUUGGGACGGCGGCGACCAAGGCCUACUCAACGAAUGGAGAGGUGGGAACUGGCAUAGGCUCAGCUUUACGUAUAACACUACGCCUACCGCUGCUUACACCUACGCGCCUGCCUACGAGCGUUUCGGGUCGGAGAUAUCUGCCAUUCACUUCAUUGGACCCAACAAGCCAUGGGUAUCCAUCUCGUAUCGCCCACCGGGAACGAAGUAUGGCCAAUCCUCCUCGAACACCGUCCUGGAUCCGAAGGCUCCCGCAUACAAUUACGACUCGCUCGUCGACCGCUGGUUCGACGUGUAUGACAGGCACUACCGUUCCGAAGAGUCUGCUCAGCAUGCCGACUUCGAGUUCUCCCGAUACGACUCUGCCUGGGACUUUGGAUCAGGCUUUGACGCAGAGAUGGCGCGUCCCCCUCCGGGGCCGCCCCCUGGCGGUGCACUCGGUUUGGACGACUUGCGCAAGAUCGCUGUCGAGGGGAUCAAUGGCUACAACGCCUCCGCACAACAGCCACAGUGGCCAUCCAUUGGCGAGUAUCGAUCGAUGCCGCUGGAGGGCCGUGUGGACUUGAUGCGUCCGCGCAAGGAGCCUCCGCCUGCACAGGAGAAAGGUGGGGAGGAAGGUGGGCAUGACCAGGGUGGGGACCAGGGCGGGGAUCAGAAUCUGACGCCAAAGCAGGCGUUCCGGGUUCUUGAAGGUGGCGAACUCCCCAGGAUGGAGACGCUGCCUACACCUCUCCCGAGCGAGGUACCCGGAGCACCGUAUCACGGCCCCCUUUCUCUGCCGCCCUCCGGAGCCUCAACGCCGUACCAGUACCCACAGCCCGGGCAGGACCAGUCGCACUUGCCGCAGCAUUAUCCUCAACUACAGACAUACGAUGAUACCGAAUGGCAGGACUCCGACUUCCAGCAUAGCUACCUCCAGCACCUGGAGCGAUGCCGGGACAUUGGUCACCGCAAGGCGAUCGGCGAUUCUGGUCGCAGACCGCUCAGCAGCACCGCCGAGAAAGCGAGCAGUCUGACGCUGACGACCAAGACGACUCCACACCGUGGCAGCCGUCGUGGAAAGCGCAAGACUCUGGGCGACCUCGCGGGUCCUCACUCCAGAGUGAGCGUGGUCAUCACCACCAUCAUCACCACCACCGCUCCCAAGGCGAGCCUCAACAACAUCCGCCUUCGGAGCGUCUGCCUCACGUCCACCAUCGAGAUGCACCGCGACAGAGUGGGCAGCAGAGCCCCUCCGUCUUCCCUCACCACAUCAACACCCGUGUCGGUCAUCAGUCUCCUCGAGGCGUUCACUCACCUAGGGGUCACCGGUCACCUAAGGGUCACCACUCCCCCCGGGGUCACCACACUCCCCCGCAAACCCGCCAUUCCCCGCCUUUGCCCGUUCAUCAACCCGGCCCACAACAAGCCCACCACUCUCAUCCUCUUCACCAGCCUGCGCAUCAGCAACAGCACCAGCACCAGCCCUCGCACCAGCAUCAUGAUCAACCUCAUCCACCCCACACCUCCCCCUACUUCUGCUUUCCCAUUGGACACAUAUUUCCCUAAUGUGUGGGACCAGGCGCCGAGCCAGGAGCACGAUGCGACCCAUCAGUCGUUCCCUCCCCACCUGGUUAGCCACCAGUCCGAGACCUUCUUCAACCCCCCGCCUCCGGCCGAGAUACCAGAACAGCUGCUUCGCGAGGGCCAAUACUCCAACGUGAUCGGCCGCCCAGCAGAGAGCUCGCCUGGGUCUCCCUCCGCCCACCCCGCGCCUGACCCUACCAAGCUCCAUGCGAUUUUCCCCUGGGAGGAGAAGCCGAGACCGAUGCCUCGCCGUGUGUUCCCGAUAUCGGACUCGCCGCCCCCUAUUGCGAACUUCGUGGAGGAGCCUCGCCCUGUGAGACAGCCUCCCAGACCACGCGUGGCAUCACAGUCACACGUCCCCCCUCCGUCUGCCGGCCUCCCCUUGAAUCUCAACCUCGCCUACCAAAACGCAUGGGACACUGUGCCUAGCAUCCAGCACUACGCCACGAAGCUUGUACGCCCGCAUCAUUCCAUUCACCAACCGCCGCCCCCAGAUCACGAUGUGGGCUGGCGGAAGUGGGAUGAGGAGCGCGAACGCGUGUACCAGGAGAAACAGGAUGCGAGCAGCAUGGACGGUGAUGACGAAGACGAAGGGGAUGAUGACGACGACGACGCCCACGAGCAGACUUCGCGCUGGGAUAGCGAGAGUAGCAAGGACCGUACCCAGGCCCGCCGCCCGCGUGCUGGCAGCUCUGCGUCCACUUCGUCCGUUCAAGGGAAGAAAUACCAUGGCCGUGGUAUUCAAACGGAUCAGAUCGAGACGCGCAGCAUGGGUGUACAGGUCAAUGUAUGGGCAGAGAGCGUGGCAGCUGCGACGCAGAAGCUCGAGGACCCAAAGCCCAGUCGCGGAGUCGGAACGUCGACUAGGCAACGAACUCAGCCCCCAUCUGGCAUAGGGCUACUUCCUCCGGUCACGAUGCGCGAAUUCAAGCGCGAUCCCGACCAGAUGGGAGUUGCGUCUACCCCAGCUGUGACCCAGCCGAUGAUGGGCGUAAUGCCCUUCCCGUCGAGCGCCUCCCCUACGGGGAUCAGGUCGCCCCAGUUCCUGGGCUCGCCCCGGACGUAUACGCCCCCAAGGGCUGCGAGCCCACUCCGUAUCCCCUCUCCCCCGAAGAUCGCGUCUCCGAAGCCCCACACGCCUCCAAAAGUCUCUUCGCCGAAGGGACCGCACUCGCCGAAGUCGACGAUGGUUCCGCGUCGCCUGUCGGCCGCCCAGAUGCCGACCAGCAGACUUGCCGGGUCGCCCAAGCCCGCCUCGCCCAAGCCGGGAUCGCCUGUCGUCGGUCUGUCGGUCGCUACCUCUCCGCGCCAGUCCCCGAAGCUCACGCGGCUCACUGCUCCGUUCAACUCCUCGCCGCCGCUUCACCGGUCGUCCUCGAACGACACAGUCGUAGCCUCUUCUCCUUCCACCCAAGGGCCUGUGGAGACACCGGAGGGCACCCCAGUGUUGGGCACGAUCCCCCUGCGCAAGGGUGGCCGGGUGUGGGAUCCCGCGCGCGGCGUGGACGUGUUCAAGCGCUCCUCGGAGGAGGUGCUGGCACGGUUCCUGCGCACCGGCUCCUUCGACGAGGACGAAGUGCAGCGGCGCCAUGUCUGAUCACGGACGCCUCCUUCGACCCAUGUGCAUGUUCCCCUCUCCCCCUGCAAUUCUUUUCUUCCUGUUUGUAGUUGUUAGAUGUUGUCUGUCUCAUUAUUGCCUUUCGGUUUCCCGCGCUUUCAGUCUCUCUCUCCCAUCAUGCAUCUCUCUCUCCCCAUCUGCAAGUCCAUCCGUCCUACUCGCCCCGACCCCUCCUCCAUCACGAAGUCUCCCCGUCCUAUAUAAUGCCAUCCCCCCUCUCCGAACUCGCCACGCACGUCGUUUCCCGGUUCCCUACGUUCGUUCAUUCAUUUCUCGCGAUCGCAUGCAUACCUCCAUUCGUGCACAUACCCCCAUUCCGUUCACUUGCCAGGUUCGAUUUGUCAUCGCCGUCCAUUCUUUCCUAGAUAGUAUUUGCCACGGACAGUAGUCGUAGGUUUCCUAGGAGCACGGAAGGGCCGCGCGUUAGCUGGGAUCACUUGCAAUUCCAUCCUCAAUCUCCC